Molecule: messenger RNA, 723 nt
Organism: Aphanomyces astaci
Lineage: Eukaryota; Oomycota; Saprolegniomycetes; Saprolegniales; Verrucalvaceae
Exons: 5
Coding region: 1-723 (240 amino acids)
Source: RefSeq, a predicted model, not a curated record
AUGCUGCGGAACCACGAGGAGUAUGGAUUCUUCUACUCCAACGCGACAGGUAGAGCAGCGAUGGCCCUCCUGUUCGCCGAUGAUACUACUCUCAUCUCCACAUCUCUGGACGACCCGGAACGACAGGUCGAUGACUUCUGCACUGUCUCUCGCGCUCGUCUCAACAGAAGCAAAUGUAAGGCCCUGCCCCUGAACUCAAAGAUGAUGGCCCAUCCGGAUUGCGUGUUCCACACAUCCCUUCUGCGGUACAAUACCAACAUGUGCUUCGACUACAGCUUCUCGUGGCUCCGCUCCCUACCUGUCGAUGACGCUGAUCGCGCAGACCUCCAAGCCAUCCUAGUAGGGCUCCAGCAGGCUCCUGGGCACUCCUGGUUUUUCCUCAAGCAUAUUCAGAGCACAGCAGCCAAGUUUCAACGCUUCAACUGCUUGCACUACAACGACGUGGCGAGCUUCAUUGCCUCGUUGUUGUCGAGCUUGCCCCUCUUUUCGUCGUGGGCACGCAUCAUGGUCGUCAACUUUUCACUGAGCGCUUACAUUUCCAUGGCCAUGUGGGCAUGCAUCAUGGUCGUCAACUUUUUCACUGAGCGCUUGCAUUUCCAUGACCAUGUACGGGUGCAGGGCGCCCCCAAAGUCGGCGUCGCCCCCUUGGUGUCGGAGGGCAUCGCCAGGUUGGCGGCGGCCCCCGCGCCUUACUUGACCGCUACCCAUUGCCGCUUGAUGUAA